Molecule: messenger RNA, 1836 nt
Organism: Balaenoptera ricei (Rice's whale)
Lineage: Eukaryota; Metazoa; Chordata; Mammalia; Artiodactyla; Balaenopteridae
Gene: CLMP
Product: CXADR like membrane protein
Exons: 7
Coding region: 306-1427 (373 amino acids)
Cellular component (GO): cell surface; cytoplasmic microtubule; membrane
Source: RefSeq, a predicted model, not a curated record
GUGUUCCACGAAGCGGUAGGGUCUUUCCGCCUCGCCUUUUCCCCGCUGACCUGGGUCCCCGCUCGCGUCCGAGUGCCAGCUGGUGGGGCGAGCGCUGGAAGCCCGUCUGCGCCCGUUGCGGGGAUCCCGGAGCUGGGCGCGGGGCGCGAGGCGUGGGGCCGCUCCCGCGCCGGCACAUGGCUGCAGCCGCCCCGCGCGCACCCCGAGGUGCCGCGCCCAGCUCGCCCGAGGUCCGUCGCCUGAGCCCGCCCGCCCCGGAGCCAAGCAGCGGCUGAGCGGGGAGGAGCCCGCGCCCGGGGAUCGGGAUGAUCUCCCUCGUCCUGCUCGGGCUAGUUUCCUGCUAUGUUGGAACCUUGGGGACUCACACUGAGAUCAAGAGAGUGGCAGAGGAAAAGGUCACUUUGCCCUGUCACCAUCAACUGGGGCUCCCAGAAAAAGACACCCUGGACAUCGAAUGGCUGCUCACCGAUCAUGAAGGGAACCAAAAAGUGGUGAUCACUUACUCCAGUCGUCAUGUUUACAAUAACUUGACUGAGGAACAGAAGGGCCGAGUGGCCUUUGCUUCCAAUUUCCUGGCGGGCGAUGCUUCCCUGCAGAUUCAGCCUCUGAAGCCCAGCGACGAGGGCCGGUACACCUGCAAGGUGAAGAACUCAGGGCGCUACGUGUGGAGCCACGUCAUCUUAAAAGUCUUAGUGAGACCAUCAAAGCCCAAGUGUGAAUUGGAAGGAGAGCUGACAGAAGGAAGUGACCUGACUUUACAGUGUGAGUCAUCCUCUGGCACACAGCCCAUUGUGUAUUACUGGCAGCGAAUCCGGGAGAAGGAGGGAGAGGAUGAACGUUUGCCUCCCAAAUCUAGGAUUGACUACAACCACCCUGGACGCGUCCUGCUGCAGAAUCUCACCAUGUCCUCCUCUGGGCUCUACCAGUGCACAGCGGGCAAUGAGGCCGGGAAGGAGAGCUGUGUGGUGCGAGUGGCUGUUCAGUAUGUACAAAGCAUCGGCAUGAUUGCAGGAGCGGUGACAGGUAUGGUGGCUGGAGCCCUGCUGAUUUUCCUCUUGGUGUGGCUGCUAAUCCGACGGAAAGACAAAGAGAGAUACGAGGAGGAAGAGAGACCGAAUGAAAUUCGAGAAGAUGCCGAAGCCCCGAAAGCCCGCCUUGUGAAACCCAGCUCCUCCUCCUCCGGCUCGCGGAGCUCACGCUCCGGUUCCUCCUCCACGCGCUCCACGGCAAACAGCGGCUCCCGCAGCCAGCGGACACCGUCCACGGAAGCGGCGCCCCGGCCAGGGCUGGCUACCCACACCUACGGUCCAGUGGGGCCGGAGGCAAGAGGGUCUGAACCAAAGAAAGUCCGCCACGCUACCCUGACCAAAGCAGAAAGCACUCCUGGCACGAUCCCCAGCCAGAGCAGAGCCUUCCAAACUGUCUGAGUUCCAGCGGACUUGACUCCCAUCCUUUCCCAGGAGUCAGGACUCUUCUCGUCAUUGACGCCCGGCCACCAGCCACACAACCCCCUCGGACCAAACGAGAGGUCAUUGAAGUAGCAGUGACCAUUGCAUGGGAGAGAUUCAAAUGAACACUUUCCUUAUAUGACACCAAACAAGGAAAAGGAUGUAAGCUGAUCGUCUCCAAAAAGGCAUCUCACUGUGCCUUUAGACCAGAGCGGGGGCCAAAUCUGUGCAUUUGGGGACCAGGACCGGUGGUGAGAAAGGCUAGGGAGAGGGGAAGUGAACACACUUAGAAUUCCUCACUUGGGCUGUUUUGUGUCAACACUUUGACUCACCAUUGUUAAGAAACGAGGUGUUGUUCAUAAAUUUUCUAUGCAUUUCUGCAAACCUA